AUGUCGGCGAGGCAGCUCAUGGAACAGCUGUCCGUUCGUUCGGCAGUCUCGGAGGACACGUGGCUGCCGGAAGCUGUGGAACGAGACCCAAGCGGCCGCUUCUGGAGGUAUGAUGAAGUCCUUGGUAGGGGGGCCUUCAAGGUCGUGUACAAGGCGUUUGACGAGCAAGAAGGCAUGGAGGUUGCCUGGAACAAGGUCAACCUGGUGGAUACUGCAAGCAGGCACACGCAAAGGCGCCGCCUAUUUGCAGAGAUCGAGACUCUGAAACGCCUCAAACACAAAAAUAUAAUGACGUUCAUCGACUCGUGGCUCGAUGAGAAGACUGACACAAUAAAUUUCAUCACAGAGCUUUUUACGGAUGGUUCACUGAGCAAGUUCCGCCAGAAGCACAAGCACUUGGAGCUUCAUGUCCUGAAGAAGUGGGCCAUGCAGAUUUUGCAAGGCCUUGUUUACUUGCAUGGCCAUGAUCCACCGAUAAUGCAUCGGGAUCUCAAGUGUGACAACAUUUUCGUCAAUGGUGUGUCCGGUACUUUGAAAAUCGGCGAUCUUGGCCUGGCAACGCUGUGGAAAGGCAUGACUGCACCCCUCAGCGUUCUUGGCACGCCCGAAUUCAUGGCACCAGAAUUCUACGACGAGAAAUACGACGAAAAGGUCGAUGUAUAUGCUUUUGGGAUGUUGCUGCUGGAACUUGUGACCAUGCAAUAUCCCUAUAGCGAAUGUACAAAUGCUGCACAGAUCUACAGGAAGGUCUCUCGGGGUGUCUACCCUGCUGCACUCCAGAAUUUAGAAAAUGAGGAGCUGCGGGAGUUCAUAGAGGAUUGCAUUUCAUAUGACCCACACCAUCGACCUGCAGCCCGUCAGUUACUGAAGCAUGACUUUUUCAAAGGCUUCAGGCAGUGUCCUGACAAACGUCAGGGAGAGGAUGUGGUGACCUCACCAUCGCAAACUAGCGAAUCUGAAGGCGAGGUGGAUGGCCAGGAGGGACUUGCCCGCCCACCCCUGCGACCUUUUCCAGCAGCAUCGCCCUUUUCUCGUUGCUACGCUCAGAAUUUUAGUGUCCAGAAGUGUGGCUCUGAAGACGAAGAGCACGAAGUACUGUUACAGCUCAACUUUGAUGACAAGCAAGGCAAAAGAAAGGCUAUCCAGUUCCCUUUCAACCUGGAGGAUGACACACCUGCCAAGAUUGUUCAGGAAAUGCUUGAAGAGCACAGUCAUCUGAGUCUGAGCAUUGGUGCAGAGGAAGCUGACUAUAUCAGCACCUUGAUCGCCCAAGAACUCCCUGACAGUUUCAAGUCGAUUUCAAGAUCUUUGUCAUGUCCAACUCUAUCUGGAGAGGCUAAAGCUGAAGCAGAAGAGCUGCAGGGGGAUGUUGGUGUUUCUGAGGGUGGUGAAGCUGCAGCUGAUGCUUCGCAGAGCUGGGGACUGGCAGCAAUUCCUGAAGAGGGGGUGCCAGGUCUGGUGGAGAGAAGUUCUCUUGAAAGAAAGUCGAUCAGUCAGGAGCUGUCAACAAGGUUUCAGAUUUCUCCUUGA
Messenger RNA from Ostreobium quekettii, 1530 nucleotides. The record is from the annotation of a GenBank genome assembly. NCBI's taxonomy places the organism in Eukaryota, Viridiplantae, Chlorophyta, Ulvophyceae, Bryopsidales, Ostreobiaceae.